Molecule: messenger RNA, 1349 nt
Organism: Athene cunicularia (burrowing owl)
Lineage: Eukaryota; Metazoa; Chordata; Aves; Strigiformes; Strigidae
Gene: PSMF1
Product: proteasome inhibitor subunit 1
Exons: 6
Coding region: 118-672 (184 amino acids)
Biological process (GO): proteasome-mediated ubiquitin-dependent protein catabolic process
Molecular function (GO): proteasome binding; endopeptidase inhibitor activity
Source: RefSeq, a predicted model, not a curated record
GGUCCUGACGAGAGGAAGUCGGAGCUGCUGCCCGCCGGCUGGGAGGCCAACAAGGAGGUGUAUACGCUGCGCUACAAGUCCGUGGACGAUGCCCGCGAGCUGCUGCUGAAGGCCAUCAUGGUGGAAGACAGCAUGAUCCUCAACGUCAUGGAUCGCAGUUCUCAGAAGGUGGCAGACGUGACCUUGACAGUGGCCAAUUACAUCAACCCAGAGCACCUGGAUGAUUUCCACAAGCUGUACAAGAACACUGAGGAGCUGAGGACAAGGAUUGCUUCGGGUAUCAUUGCUCCCCUCGGGGCCCCUGCAGAAAAGGCCAAAAAGGAGCCUGAGAAGAAGGAUUCUGACUUGCAUUAUGACCCCCUCAGGGUCCCUCCCCGGCAGCCAGCAGGCACGAGAGCACCAUCCUGGCCUUCCCCCUCAAGCCCCUUUGCUGUCGGUGGGGCAGACCUGGACCCUUUUGGAGGUCGGAGCGGGGGAAUGAUCGUGGAUCCUCUCCGGUCUGGCGUCCCGCAGCCCGGCAUUGACCCCUCGUCGGGCAUCCCAGGCCGGCUUCCCCCAGGAGCGGUUCCGCCAGGCGCCAGAUUCGACCCCUUUGGCCCGUUGGGGGCUGGAAGAUCCGGGCCAGAUCCCGACCACCUUCCCCCUCCAGGCUACGACGACAUGUUCAUGUGAGGAGUCGCCGGCUGCGGCCGGAGCGCUUCUCCCUCUUCGGUGGACUUUGAUCUUUUCAGCAGCGUUUUUCUCCUCCCCGUUUGAGGCCGUGUUCCCCGUGUGCCAGACCAGCGACGGCGGUUUCCCAGCGUGCAGAACAAGAGGCAGUAGGUUGUUUCUUCCCGUGCUCCUCUGAGGGCGCCCGGCCGAGCAGGUCCUGCCCCGCGCGGGGUGUAGUGCGGCGCUGCGAGAAGGGGCCGGGUGCUGUGGGGUUUCCUCCUCAGCUUCUCCCCGGGUGGCCCCGCUUUCACUGCAGGGGUUACGCGAGCAGCCGGCGCUGAGGAGGGAGCUGGCUUCUUGCCUCUCCGGGCACGGCGGAGCGGAGCCCGGCACCGAGCUGCGGCCUUUCUGGGGGUGCGUGCGGGGGGCUCGCUCGGCUGUGGGUUUGCUUUGCAGGAGGGGUUGACAGGAACACAUUUCCUCUGCCAAAGGGAGGAUGGGUGAAUUCUGCGUGGCUCAGGCUCCUGAGCUUUCUGGAAACCCCCUCCCUUCCCCGCAGCUCCCCCCUACCCUCCCAAUCGUUUAAUUUUGGGGCUGCAGCUUGUCUGUCCAGUCAAGGAUUCACGCUAUUUCUUUCUUUCUCGUGGUUUGAUUUCUUGGAAGGAUGUUCAUGAGAUUGAAAUAAAAACCUGCCAGCA